Schistocerca gregaria is the source of this 547-nucleotide messenger RNA. RefSeq lists its product as uncharacterized. Lineage: Eukaryota; Metazoa; Arthropoda; Insecta; Orthoptera; Acrididae. The transcript is spliced from 3 exons. The record is from RefSeq and is a predicted model, not a curated record. Bases 40 to 426 code for a protein of 128 amino acids. Gene Ontology annotation, molecular function: protein binding.
UCUGCCUGAUACCGAGCACGCUGCCGACAGCUGGACAAUAUGAGGCUAGCACUGCUGUGUGUCGCAGCCCUGGGACUGCUGUCUGCCUCCAGUGCCGACCGCAGUGACGAGUGGGGCGCUGCCAGCGCGGAGCCCACGGAGCAGCCGUGUCCCGACACCUGCCCCUCUGUACACCGGGCCGUGUGCGCGGAGAGCCACUGGCCCCGUGACACCAUCUGGUUCAGCAACCCCUGCUUCAAGCGCAUGUGCGAGUGCCGUUUGGGAAAGUCGCUGACCGUACGGGAGAAGAGCGUGUGCCGGCAGCGAGACGCGCAGUGGGACCUGUGUCCCAUGUACCCUCCUGUCAUCCCGCCACGCUCACUCAGCUGGAAACAUAAGUUGCUGGAGCGACAGGAAAACAGCGACGAAGCUUACUCGUCAGAGUAGCGCAGCCGCCCCAACCGUCUCAUCCGUAACGAAACAAUGAGGCUGAUUUGUUCAACUCUGUGUACAGAAGAACUGAAGUACUCUUACUUCUGGAGUCCAUUAAAUAGCAAAUGUAAAUGAA